This is a messenger RNA of Nerophis lumbriciformis (worm pipefish), 1251 nucleotides long. The record is from RefSeq and is a predicted model, not a curated record. NCBI's taxonomy places the organism in Eukaryota, Metazoa, Chordata, Actinopteri, Syngnathiformes, Syngnathidae.
AUGAGCGAAAACUGCAAAGCCGCAAAAGAGCCCGGCUCGGCGCAGAGCCCUCCGUCGGAUGUGAUCGAGCUGAACGUGGGCGGGCAGGUGUACUACACCCGUCACGCCACCUUGACCGCCUUUCCAAAUUCCUUCCUCGGGAAACUGUUCUCGAGCAAAAAAGGCUCCUCCACUGACCUGUCCCGGGACUUUAGAGGACGCUACUUUAUCGACAGAGACGGCUUUUUGUUUCGCUAUGUAUUGGAUUACCUGCGGGACAAGCAAGUCGUCCUGCCGGACCACUUCCCCGAGAGAGGGAGGUUGAAACGGGAGGCGGAAUACUUCCAACUGCCUGAUUUAGCGAAACUUUUAUCAUCGGAGGAGUCCAAACUCUUCCCGGACGAUUACAGCGAUUUGGACGAUGCGUCCGUGGGCAGCGAGCAUCGCUUCUACCCGUCCUACUCUUUGGACAGGAGGUACGGUUACAUCACGGUGGCGCUGAAAGGACCCGCGGGAGGCAAAGAAAGCGAGGCCGACUCCAAGAGUCGAAAGUUGCCGAGGAUCUUCAUCAGCAGUAGGAUCGCCUUGGCUAAGGAGGUCUUUGGAGACGCGCUGAACGAGAAUAGAGACGCGGAGCGAGCCCCGGAUCGCUACACGUGCAGGUUUUACCUCAAGUUCAAGCACCCGGAGAGGGCGUUUGACAUGCUGUCAGAGAGCGGCUUUCACAUCGUGGCCUGCAACUCCUCCCUGACCGCCUCUUCUGUCGCUCAUUACGCGGACGACAGGCUGUGGUCCAAUUACGCGCAGUACAUCUUCUACCGUGGGCCCUCACGGUGGUCGUCCUCACACUGCGACUGCUGCUGCAAGAGCCACAAAAGCGAGCGCGAAGGAGAAAGCGGCACUUCCUUCAACGAGCUCUCCACUUCAUGCUCGGAGACCCAAUCGGAGGCCAGCUCGCCUCAAGGGACCGUCAUCUGCGGCCCCGUGACUCGACGCCCCAACAUCCAGUCAUUGGAUCGACCGGUGCACAAAGGGCCCGCUCACAUGAUGCAGCAGGCAGAGACGCGGCGUAAGACUGACAUGCUGCGCGUCAGGACCUUCGGAGUCCGCGAUCGAGAGGCUGCCAAGAGGAAAGCCAACAAGGAGAAGAUGACACCGGAGCAGGAGCUGGAGAAAUGCAUCCAGGACUUCCGCCGCAUUAGGAUUCCAGAUCACUUUCCGGAGCGGAAGUACAUGUGGCAAUCGGAGCUCUUGAGAAAAUACCGUCUCUGA